AUGAGCGCCAGUCCAGAACAGGCGCUACAAGACGGGCAUCCGGCGCAAUCUCCAGAGCAAGCACCAGAUAUUAUUGAAGCUGGUGGCGAUGCGAGCGACGAUGAGUUCCAGCCUAGCGAGUGGGACGCUUCCUCAUCGGAAACGAAGCAUGCGAUGGUCAUGGAGCUCACUGAUGGCAAGCUGUUCCAUGCUCCUAUAGGCGACUCGCCCAGCAAGAUUAUUGAUCUCGGCACGGACACCAGCAUAUGGGCAAUGGAAGUUGGGGGUCACUACCCUUCCGCCGAGGUUACUGGCGUAGACUUAUCGCCGAUUCAGCCAGGCUGGGUGCCUUCCAACGUUCGCUUCUUCGUCGAUGAUGUUGAAGAUGACUGGCUGGCUGGAGCUUACGUCGAAACCCAAGACUUCGGCGCCAAUGUGAAGAGCGAUGACGGAACCAUGCCCGAAAACUGGCCCUUGUUGGAAUUCUGGUCCAAAAUCCGCGACGCCAUGCACAAAAUGAAGAUUGACAUCCAAGUCGCUCCGCGCAUCGGUGCGGUUAUGAAAGACGCCGGCUUCGUCAACGUUCAAGUGAGAUCAUACAAAGUGCCGGUUGGAAGAUGGCCUCUCGACAAGAUCAAGCGUCUGGUUGGACAUUACAUGCGCACUGUGACGGAGGAUUUUCUGGGCGCCGCUGCGAGCAAACCUUUGGCGGCUCUGGGAAUGGAACGGACGGAGAUCGAGGUAUUCCUCGCGUCAGUUCGGAAUGCGAUCAAGGAUCUGAAUGUGCAUGCGUCUGGCACGUAUUAUUCUCGGGUUGGACAGAAGCCCGUGGAGUCGGGUUCUAAGUGA
Molecule: messenger RNA, 828 nt
Organism: Colletotrichum paranaense
Lineage: Eukaryota; Fungi; Ascomycota; Sordariomycetes; Glomerellales; Glomerellaceae
Product: methyltransferase
Exons: 6
Coding region: 1-828 (275 amino acids)
Source: RefSeq, a predicted model, not a curated record